UCCGCUGGAAACAAGCCCUCUUCCUUGACAGUCCCCGCACGUGACCUCGAACGGAAUGAUUCCGAGGUUACGUCAUCGCUGAGGCGAGGGACGGAAGGAGGGGGCGAAACAGAGCUGCCGCACCGCCACUCAAAGACUUCGCACCCUUUUUUUUCCGCGCUCCCAAUUGCCCGCCUGGUCAGGUGACCGCGUGUCACAUGACUGUGCUGGGAUCUGGAGCGACGCUGCAGCCGAGCUCUCGCGGAUUUCCUCCCAGAGAGGAGAUGCAGUCGGGUUCCCGUCGCUAGUCCUCCUGAGCGCGGCAGUUCCUUCGACCUGCCAGAAUGCGGCUUUGGUCUUUGGUCUGGCUGCUGGGAUGCAGAGCGGCUGCUUGGCAGAGCGACGAUUACUGGCUGGAUGAUGCCGUCGGGCUGGGGCGGCAAUUCGAUGGCAUCGGAGCCGUUAGCGGCGGCGGGGCUACUUCACGCCUUUUAGUGAAUUACCCAGAACCCUAUCGAUCUCAGAUUUUAGAUUAUCUUUUUAAGCCAAAUUUUGGUGCUUCGUUACAGCUCCUCAAAGUAGAGAUUGGUGGUGAUGCACAGUCUACAGAUGGCACUGAACCCUCCCACAUGCAUUAUGAAAAUGAUGAAAAUUAUUUGCGUGGCUAUGAAUGGUGGCUGAUGAAAGAAGCUAAAAAGAGAAAUCCUUUCAUUAAAUUGAUUGGCUUGCCCUGGGCUUUUCCAGGAUGGAUUGGCAGGGGUACGAGUUGGCCUUAUGAGUACCCAGAUGUCACUGCUUAUUAUAUUGUCUCCUGGAUUAUAGGUGCUAAAAAAUAUCAUGAUUUGGACAUUGAUUACAUUGGGAUUUGGAAUGAACGAUCUUUUAACAGCAAAUAUAUCAAGAUUUUAAGGUACUCUUUGGAUAAGCAAGACCUUCAGCGAGUGCAGAUCAUAGCCAGCGAUUGCCUCUGGGAACCAAUAUCCUUUUACAUGCUCAAUGAUUCUGAGCUCCAUGAAGCAGUCAAUAUUAUUGGGGCUCACUACCCAGGGACACAAACAGUGAAAAAUGCUCAAUUAACUCUAAAGAAACUCUGGUCUUCUGAAGACUACAGUACUUUCAACAAUGAAGUUGGCGCUGGUUGCUGGGCUCGAAUCCUGAAUCAAAAUUAUGUAAAUGGGAACAUGACUGCCACUAUUGCUUGGAAUUUAGUGGCUAGUUACUAUGAAGAAUUACCCUUUGGAAGGUGUGGUUUAAUGACAGCACAAGAACCAUGGAGUGGGCAUUACUCUGUGAAUUCUCCCAUAUGGGCCACAGCACAUACAACACAGUUUACACAACCAGGCUGGUAUUACCUGAAAGUAGAUGGGCAUCUGGAAAAAGGUGGAAGCUUUGUGGCUCUGACGGAUGGGCUAGGCAAUCUGACCAUCAUUAUUGAAACAAUGACAUAUAACCACUCAGAGUGCAUCAGGCCACCACUUCCUUCCUAUGUUGUGUUACCCCAAAAAGCAGUUUUUCACUUGAAAGGAUCCUUUAGCAAGUUGAAAUCUCUUCAGAUGUGGUAUUCCAAGCUUGAUUUUUCUACUUUCAACUCUACGUUAUUUCAGUCACUUGGGCCUAAAAAUAUCUCUGAAGGAAUAUUGAUGCUAAACUUGGGCUUGGAUGAGAUCUAUACUUUGACAACUCUAACAACUGGCCAUAAAAGUUCUUUCUCAGAACCUCCUCCAUCUCAACCUUUUCCAUCCACUUACAAAGAUGAUUUCAAUAUCCGCAACCCACCUUUCAGUGAAGCACCAUACUUUACUGAUCAAACAGGAGUGUUUGAAUAUUUUAUUAAUGCUUCUGAUCCAGGGGAACAUGUCUUUACACUCCGACAAGUGGUGACUCAGAGUCCUAUAACCUGGGUUAUUGAUGCAAAGAAUACAAUCAGCAUUAUAGGCAGCUAUAAGUGGGUAAAUUUCGUAAUAACCUGUGAUAUUUAUAUAGAAUCAAAUAAAGGAGGAGCAUUCAUUGCAGGAAGAAUUAGCAAAGGUGGCAUAUAUGUUACAUUAGCCAAAGGAAUUUUCUUUUGGGUUUUUCCUGAUGGCACAUAUCGAGUCACAGGAGAUCUUGCUGGUGAUGAAAUCUUGAUGAAAGGGUUAUCUGGUGUGCGAGCAAACAGAUGGUAUACACUCACUUUGAUUCUCAAGAGAUCCAAUAUCUCUGGCAUGUUGAAUGGCUAUCCUCUCUGGGAGAACGUCACCACACACAGUCCAGAGAAUGGCUGGGCAGCUAUUGGAACCCAUUCUUUUGAAUUGACACAAUUUGACAAUUUUCAUGUUGAGGCCAGCUGAUAUUUCCAUUAUACAUAGUCAAUUCUAAGUAUGCCUGGUCAAACCUUAAUUUAAUAGUAAAUUAUGCUACUGGAGAUUUUUGAUUGUUUCCUACUAAUAUUAAUAUAUAUUCAAUGUUCUUCUGGCUACAAAUCGUUCCUCUUCCUUCUUAAAAUCAGAUCUAUGUUAAUUUUUUUGUGCAAGCUAUAAAUGGAAAUGUGACCCAGUCUUAUCUCUUUAAUUAAUAGCAAUUAAGCAGUUACAAUUAGGUAGAAUUUCUGCUUUCACUAUUUCUGGUGUGAAGUCCAUUUUUAGGGGGGAGGUAAAAUUCACUUUGCAAUCAGAUGGAAUGCCUCAUAUCUAUUAUGAAGCAUGGAAUGAUGGAAUAAGGAUUUCAGUGGAUUUAUAUGUCUUCUACCAGGACAUGAGAUUUUAUUCCUAGUUUUCUAAUGUCUAAAUACACUUAUCUAAUUUUAAUGAAGAAAAAAAAAUAGCCAGCUUAUGAUUGGCUGGCUUAUUUGUGAAGUGCCUUCUUUUAAACUACCUCUCAUUGAUAACAGUACAGCAAAUAUAUUGAAAAUGCCUAUUAUUAAUCUUAGGUUGAUAAUCCAAUAACCCAGAUAACUUUGUAGUUUUCUUCUUUGUGCCCGACUAGAUACAUUGAAGGAGAAAAAAGUAUACAGAUGGUCCUUAGUGAAGUUCAAAAUUAUGAUGGACCUCCCCGGAGCUACGUACAACUUAUUUUCGCAGUUCUGGUGGCUGUACCACCCCUAAAAUAUAUCACUUAAUCACAGUUUGGGCACUUGACAACUGGCUUGGAUUUAUGGUUUUCAGCAUUUGUUGGUCAUGUAACCGUAAUUUUUGGUAUUUUUUUGCCGGUUUCUGGCUUUUACUUCUGGUUUCUGAAAGCAAAUUUGAUUAAUAACCGCGCCACAAAGAAGGCUAUAAAAUUGGGCACUGUCACAUGGUGAUCUGAGUAACAACUGCCAUGACUUACCACCAUAAUUCCAGGCUCAUGUAUGUUGUAAGUCGAGGACUACGUGUAGGUGAUGAAAAGUCAUGAGACCUUGUUUUACCUCAUGUCUGCAGGUCAGUAUACACUUGAAGGUUUUCUUGCACAAGGACGUUACGAGAAGUAAAAUUGUGAAAUUUAUAAUCCAAAGAGUUGCACAAACAUCAGUAUCUGUGGAUGAUGUACAUAUCAAGACCCUAGCUUUCAUGAAUAAAAAAGUAUGCAGAAAAACAAUAUUUCACAUAUUUUAGCUUACAAAUGCCAAUGUUCCUUUAUCCUUUUUGGUGAAAUUUAAUUUUGAAGGCUAAAAUAAUUUGCUUAUUUAUUGAACUUUUAUUAGUUAACUAGUUUCAGUUUAUUUUAUUACUUAGUAUUUUAAAGUGUACGGGGUAGGUGCCAAAUACAAAAUAGUGGAAAAUAAAACUAAUACAAAUUGACAGUUUAUAGGGCAGAGCAAAUAGCUCUCUAUGAGAAUGUUGUCCUGAAUAUAUCAUUGCAAAGGUAUACUGAAUUAUUAUAGUUGGGGAAAAAUCUUAAUACAGAAUUCUAAAACUGCUCAACAGAAGUAUAUAAAAUUCUUAUCAACGUCCAUCACUUUGUGUUCAUAUUUUGACAAAUGAAGCUGACAGAUGAAGAGUCUAUAUAAGACAAGCUAUGCUAGAAAGGCUUGUGGUUGUGGAUUUGCUUUCUUUGUUAUUGUCAGACUAUUGAUAAUCAGAAACUUUUGCAGUGAUGUUGCAAAUUAUGCAAAUUGUAGACUUGAAUCUUGCUUUAUGUUUUCUCACCUUUUAUCUGCCAUUGAAGAAACCCUAAUAUGUUCCUGUUUCACCUAGAGUUGUGGAUUGCUGGCUUUAUAGAAAGAAUAGGUAACUUCUUUAAAACUUUGCCUCUUUUUUUAAAAAAGUAGUUCAUUUCUGUGUCUCAUUUUAUUCUAGGCAACGUUAACCUAUGGUAUUCAAUAAAAACUAACUGGAUGUGCUCCUUUGAAAGUUGAUUCUGAUAGAAUUGUUUUUAUACUCUAGAUAGCGUUACAAAAUAUCUUUGUUAGAUGACAUACAGAAAUCUGUCUCUUCUAGUUCAAAGAGACUUCUGAGACAAGAUAUUACAGUUGAUAAUGCAUUGGUUUACAGAACAGAAUUAUGACUGUUUGUCUGUUCCAGACAUGAUUAAACCAUAAGCCCCCAUAUUUUUUCUAUCUUAUUCAGACCAAAACAAUUGUUUUCUAGUCAGCAUAUUGAAUUAAAUUUCAAACUUUAACAGUCUAGCUUGUUUGUAAGAUGUUGAUUAUCAGUUAGGCAAAGACAAAAAGGAAAAGUAUGUUUCCUUGUAUGAGUGAAAUGCUUGUUCAUAUCUCAGCUUAAGACAAAAGAUGAUAAGAUUGGCUAAUGGUAAAUAUACUUACAUGCAGUUAAUAAGCUAAUAAUAGUAUAGUGUUUGUCCUGUUUUGUGAAUUGGAUAUUGAUGGUUCAAAACUGUGUUCAAAACUGGAGAUUGAGAUAAUGUUUACUGUCUUUUCCCUUGUAGCAUGAGGAUAUAAAGGACAGAAUUCACAGGAUCUGUUUUUUUUUGUUUUUGUCAUUUUUUUCAAACAGACUGGAAAGUUACAGAUGAAGUAACUCAUAUCAUCAAAGUAGACAGAGUCAAAAUGUUUAGUUUUUUGAUUUUUCUGCAUGAUAAAACAAAGAGCAAAAUGGGUUUCUUAAUCUUUUGUCCCUUAGUGCUUCCCAGACAAAUAGAAUCAAUCUCAGGAUAAAUUUAAAAUUGAAACAAAUGCCUAAAAGUUAUUAGAUUAAUGUAAACUAUAAGGCUGCACAUUUAAGAUUACCAUUUUGCUUUCUGAGGAUUGCAGAAAGAUUACUAGGUACACAUGAUAUCCUUUGCAUAUAGUUAUCCCCCCCACAACCAGUUCAUUCUGGAAGUUAUGCAGUCCAACCAGUUAGUUGGAAAAGACUAAUUCAGGGAUAUGCAUGCCUACCUGCCUUUAUUACAAAAGCUGUAAUAUUUCUGUGCUACAUUAAUAGUUCUGGUUUUGCCUGCUUCACUAAGUGUAAAAUCAAGAAUUCUGUUUCUUGUUAAUUUAUGGAAGUACAGAUGUUUGUACUUCCAUAAAGUACAAAUUGGCUUGUUUAAGAAACUGCUUUGAUGUUUCAACAAUAGUUUGCUAUAUGUGGUUGAUUAUUGCAAUUCCUAAAGUUUCAAACAAAGAAUAAAUAUCAUUUAAAUCUUUGA
Crotalus tigris (Tiger rattlesnake) is the source of this 5529-nucleotide messenger RNA. RefSeq names its product galactosylceramidase (gene GALC). Bases 324 to 2309 code for a protein of 661 amino acids. The transcript is spliced from 17 exons. Gene Ontology annotation, molecular function: galactosylceramidase activity. The record is from RefSeq and is a predicted model, not a curated record. Gene Ontology annotation, biological process: galactosylceramide catabolic process. Lineage: Eukaryota; Metazoa; Chordata; Lepidosauria; Squamata; Viperidae. Gene Ontology annotation, cellular component: lysosome.